GUCACCUGCUGAAUUUAAUAAAUAUUGUCCACUAGAAGGAACGGAAGAUCGCUUAAACCGACGAGGGCGAUGCCAAGCGGUGGUAACGGAGUGGGUAACGGUGCCGUUAACGCAGCAGGCACAAGCGGAAACACCACCCCAAAGUUCAAGCCUUACCGUCACCUAAAAACCCUAGAAGGGCACACGGCGGCGAUCUCGUGCGUCAAAUUCUCCAACGACGGAAACCUCCUCGCCUCGGCCUCCCUCGACAAGACGAUGAUCCUCUGGUCCGCAACGAACUACUCUCUGAUCCACCGAUACGAAGGCCACUCCGGCGGCAUCUCCGAUCUAGCAUGGUCCUCGGAUUCGCACUACACCUGCUCCGCCUCCGACGACUGCACGCUCCGGAUCUGGGACGCGAGAUCUCCGCCGUACGAGUGUCUCAAGGUGCUUAGAGGCCACACGAACUUCGUCUUCUGCGUCAACUUCAACCCUCCCUCCAAUCUGAUCGUGUCGGGUGCGUUCGAUGAGACGAUUCGGAUCUGGGAGGUGAAGACUGGGAGGUGCGUUCGUGUGAUCAAGGCUCAUUCGAUGCCCGUUACGAGCGUGCAUUUCAAUCGCGAUGGGUCCUUGAUUGUUUCAGGGAGUCAUGAUGGUUGUUGUAAGAUUUGGGAUGCUAAGGAAGGCACUUGCUUGAAGACUUUGAUUGAUGAUAAGUCUCCUGCUGUCUCUUUCGCUAAGUUCUCUCCUAAUGGCAAGUUUAUCCUCGUUGCCACUCUCGACAGUACUCUCAAGCUCUCCAACUAUGCAACUGGCAAGUUUAUAAAGGUCUACACAGGACAUACCAACAAAGUAUUCUGCAUCACUUCUGCCUUUUCCGUGACCAACGGAAAGUACAUUGUCAGUGGAUCUGAAGACAGCUGUGUGUAUCUCUGGGAUCUUCAGCUUAAAACUGUACUCCAGACACUACAAGGCCACACCGACGCUGUCAUCUCUGUGACUUGCCAUCCUGUUCAAAACGAGAUUGCUUCCUCCGCUAAUCAUUUAGAUAAGACCAUCAGGAUAUGGAGACAGGAUGAUGAUGAUGCUUAGAACAUGCUUUUACGUUAUGACUCCUGGAUAACGUCAAUGUAAUUUGCUUUUGUGAGAUUGAUUAUUUUACACAGUUCAAGUGUGAGAGCAAUAUCUGUAUGGUGGUGGUCAAGACACAUGAAAGCAUACUACGAUCAGUUUUCAAUGUUACUUAUCAAACUUACAAUGUACUGAAUAAUUAUGCUCAUUCAACAACUCUAUAAUUUUGUCUCUUAGAUUAUUCAACAUUCAACUUCAACAGUAAGGAGGAGGGA
Molecule: messenger RNA, 1325 nt
Organism: Eruca vesicaria subsp. sativa (arugula)
Lineage: Eukaryota; Viridiplantae; Streptophyta; Magnoliopsida; Brassicales; Brassicaceae
Source: the annotation of a GenBank genome assembly